Penicillium bovifimosum is the source of this 513-nucleotide messenger RNA. Its product is annotated as DUF202 domain-containing protein. Bases 1 to 513 code for a protein of 170 amino acids. Lineage: Eukaryota; Fungi; Ascomycota; Eurotiomycetes; Eurotiales; Aspergillaceae. The record is from RefSeq and is a predicted model, not a curated record. The transcript is spliced from 2 exons.
AUGUCCCACACGGUGACAGAAGUCGGAGUUGUUCGACCCCGCUACAACCCCUUGAUCAACCCGGUACAUUCCAAGCCGGUCCUCGUGGAAGAACACGUCGAGUCCCAACGCCACAUCUUCUUCUCGCGUCCUUACUUCGGCGCUCUCCUAUUCGAAAAUAGCACAUCUGACGCCCGCGAUCACUGUGCUAACGAGCGCACUUUUCUCUCAUGGCUCCGGCUGUCCAUGUACCUAGCGGUGGUGUCGCUAGCUAUCAUUAUUUCGUUCCACUUCCGUGAUCAACCAACCCACCUAGAGAGACGCAUGUCUCUGCCGCUAGGGAUCAUUUUCUGGGUCCUAAGCCUGACCUGUCUGGUCAACGGGUUUGCAAAUUACUCGCGCACGGUCAAGAAGUAUGCGCGCAAGGCGGCGUUGGUGCAGAGUGGUUGGAAGACGCAGGUUGUCUUUACGAUUGUUGGGAUAGUGAUUUUGGGCAGUUGCAUAUUGUUUCUGUCGACGGAUCCGACGCAGUAA